UUCUCUUCCUGAAAAUUUUUGCUUAAACAUUUUUUUUUUUUUUUAAAGUAAAGACCACUAGGCUUUUCACCCCCUAGUGGCUUAUUUUAUUAAUCAACGGAUAAAACAACAAAAAAACAAAUGGUGCCAUGUCUGUUCAACUGAUCAAAAUAGGAAAGUCAGAAAACAAGUUAAAAUUGAAGGCCUUCGCGGGUGUAAAUCUGAUCGGAUCCGCCGUCGUCGCCACCUCUGGAGCAGCUGCCUUUGAUCCUUCCACUGAUUCCAUGUCCUCUGCUCACAAAUCCGAGAGCUUGCAGGAUGGCUUCAGCUUCAGCAGCUUAAACAUUUCAACAACCUGGAUGACUUCUUUUAAACAUUAUUCAGUUCAAUGUCUAAACUCUUUUAUAAAUAGAGUCCCUGAAGUUGUUCUGUAUAUGAAGAAGACAGAGCUCUCAAGAUUGGGGAACAUGGCCAACAAUAAUUCUCUUCCAUCACCAGUAGCCAAAAGGCUUGAAGGUAAAGUAGCACUUAUAACAGGUGGAGCUAGUGGCAUAGGAGCAGCCACAGCUAGGCUCUUUGUUCAACAUGGUGCAAAAGUUACUAUUGCAGACAUUCAGGACAACCUAGGAACUUCCUUAGUACAAGAAAUUGGAACAGAACACAUGAUAUUUGUCCAUUGCAGUGUCGCGAUUGAAUCAGACGUUCAAAAUGCUGUUGAUGUAACAGUUGCCAAAUUUGGUAAGCUCGACAUAAUGUUCAGUAACGCUGGUAUAGCGGAUAAGCCAAAUUCCAGUAUCUUAGAAGUAGAUUAUGAUAUUAUUAAGAACGUGUUCGAUGUAAACGUUGCUGGCUCGUUCUUCUGCGCGAAACAUGCUGCUAGAGUGAUGAUUCCAGCCAAGAGAGGUUCAGUUAUCUUUACAGCUAGUGCUGCCGCAGUGGUCUAUGGUAUUGCCCCUCACGCAUAUGCGGCAUCUAAAAGUGCAGUUUUAGGGCUUUCCAAGAACAUCGGAGUAGAAUUAGGAAAGUAUGGAAUAAAAGUUAACUGUGUUUCUCCUCAUUACAUUAGCACACCACUUGUGUUGAAUGCGUUUGGAAUAGCUGAGAGACAAAUGGCGGAACAAUGGUUGGCGGAAGGAGGAAAUUUAAAAGGAGUUUUACUAGAUGAAGAGGAGGUGGCAAAAGCAGUGUUGUACUUAGCAAAUGAUGAUUCCAAAUACGUGAGUGGUAUUAAUCUAGUUCUUGAUGGUGGUUAUAGUACCACAAAUGUGGCUUUAUCAGAGGCCCAUAAGAAAAUAUUUCCAUCAGCUACUACCCAUCAGAGUCCCAACGAAGCAGUGUAAUUUUUUACUUAAAAAGUAUGUGGGGAUGAAUAAAUAUCUGUACGGUUUCCUUCAGCAUCUAUCUGCUAUAUAGAACGUGUGUGUGACGAAAUAUGUACUUAUCAGAAUUAUAUUUUGGUAAAAUGCAAGGGAAGUUAGAUUU
This is a messenger RNA of Lycium barbarum (goji berry), 1461 nucleotides long. RefSeq names its product short chain aldehyde dehydrogenase 1-like. Lineage: Eukaryota; Viridiplantae; Streptophyta; Magnoliopsida; Solanales; Solanaceae. The transcript is spliced from 4 exons. The record is from RefSeq and is a predicted model, not a curated record. Bases 129 to 1319 code for a protein of 396 amino acids.